This is a messenger RNA of Lonchura striata (white-rumped munia), 5357 nucleotides long. NCBI's taxonomy places the organism in Eukaryota, Metazoa, Chordata, Aves, Passeriformes, Estrildidae. The record is from RefSeq and is a predicted model, not a curated record.
UUAUACCUCCAGCCACAGCAACUGCUUGCUCUGUUCAAACAUAAAAGCACAUAAAACAUCAUAGGAAGAUCAAAGUUAAGUAUAUUUUGGGUGUAGAAAGGAAUAUUAAAGCUAACAAAAACCAUUCCAAAAUUCUUUUUAAAUGAAACAUUCAGCUCACAUGUGCAUUUCUGUUUGGUAGCAUGGUGCAGCACCUGAAGACACAUGACAAUGGCAGUGACAGAAGACAGUGUUCAGAAGCACUGGCAGUUUCUGCAAUGUGAGAGACUACAGACAUGAAAAAACCCCAGAUGCCAAAGAAUUGCUCAGGCUCUUGUUUUAGCAUUAGCAUUUACCUUAGCAUGACAGAAGUGCUAGAGCUUGCAUAAUGGAAGAAAAAGAGAACCCAGGAGCACCUAAUAUGAAAGCCAUAGAAUGAUGUUUAAGUCCAUCCAUUUCAAGUGAAAUAUAUUCAGGUUAUUCUGCCUUCACACCUACUCCCUCAUGUUUGUGAAUUUUGACUUCCAUGUUGAUGGUACCUUCAUCUGUAAUGGCAUUUACAAUGCAGUUUUGACUUCCAUGUUGGUGGUGCCUUCAUCUGUAAUGGCAUCUAGGAAUAGCUUUUGGUAAGCUUUGGUGUUGCCUAAUAACAAAAUUUACACGGAGUAUAGCACCACCUCCUGUCCAAACCCGGGCUUUGGUGCAAAUAAUGGAGCAAAGCAAAAAGUUCUUUAAAGGAGCUAAGCAAACAAUUCCUUGCCUUUCCCAGUCUGGGCUCAAAUGGCACAUGCUGUGGUUGGAAAUGCUAACCUGAAGGACAGCUGCACACCACAGAAAUCCAACCAUCCUCCCUUGUGUGAAGUUCUAAAUGGAGGGUAUAGGCCAGAAAAGAAUAGAAGCAACUCACAAUGUGGAAACUUGAAGUGAUCAUCAUGAAAGGACUGAGUGUAGCCCCUCAUAAAGUGUGCACCUUCUACAGCCAGCAUGAACUUGUGGAUUUGCAGCCUGAGAGCCCCAGAGCACACACCCUUAACAGAGGCAGUGCUGAGUUGCAGAUUCACCCUACAGAGAGAGGGGAGUUUCACCUCCAGCCUUUCACUGGAUCCCUCUUUGCAGCCACCUCCUGUGGUGCCAGAGAUCUCUCUUUUUUGCCAUGUCAUCUGACAGCCACCAGCUCCACACCCAUUGCUACCAGGACUCACUAAAUUCUACUUGUCCCAGUCUCUUGAAUGUCAACAGUCAUCCCCUAUCCAAGAGCUCCUCAAAUCUGACCUGUAUUGGGCACUCAAGGAGUUUCGAGGAAAGGCAAAACAAACAGGAGCUGAAGAAAAGCUAUAGUAGCACCAUCUGCCAUAUCCUGGAAAACAGGAGUGAUGCAAGGAGCGUGCAGAGUCCUGGAUGGUCCUCCUCACAGCCUGGGAUGAUGGGACUUGGAUCAGAGGUGCAAACCAUAAAUGACCAGUCAGCCAAUGACCAUUCAGAGGGAAGAACUAAGUAUACAAACCAUGUUCUUGUCACUGAACAGUCCUCAGCGUCCUGGGGAGUGGGGGACACUAGGAUGUGUGUAAAGAGCAGCACUACUGAGAAUGUUUCUUCAGCCUGCUUUGUUCACCAGCAAGGCAUGUGUAAAAUGGAAGAAUCAGGAACUGCCCUUCAGAGAAGCCACUCUGACCUAACCUGCAGCUGCAAACAGCAGAUUCAUGUCACUCACAUAGAAACCAGUGCUACUUACUCCAGCCUAAGCUCUUCUGGCUGCAGUCAUAGUCUGCCAGUGGCUAGGAUGUCUGACCAAAUGCAGAGAUACGGAUCAGAAACAAAUCAAAAUACAUCUCACUAUCAAAACCUUGUGACUCAUCUUCCAGUCCUACCUAGAGACCAACAAGUACCCACAAACACCUUUGACAGUGGCAGUAUUCCACGUAACACUACUGUUUACACAGAUCCUGGCACAUUUCAUGCUGCUGUUCUUGGACCCCACAUGCCUGGAAACAGUUUCCAAAACAGGACAAUGUUCAGUCAAGCCCCUGGGAUUAUUCAUGGGGGUCUGACUUAUGGUAACAUUCCAAACUCUGUGUACUCCCCCAUGGCAAUGACAGUUCACAGUAACUCAGCAGGGCCCUGCAGUCUCAGGCAGGACGCCCUGAAGGCAGAUGCCACCAUCCCGGCCUAUUGCCACUCCUUGCCCAUCCCAUCCAUCCAGCUCGUGCCACGGUUGGUGUGCUCUGCCAGUGAGACAGGAAACGAGCAGGCAGCACCUGGCUACUUUCAUUCCUUUUCUGCUUCAGACAUUUUGACAUAUCCUAAGCUGGUGUCUUCAGUAAGUGAAUCAGGCCUGGAUGCCAAGAAAAUCCUGAAGUGCUGUAACAUUCCUGGAGAACAGCUUCAACCUGUUCCACAGGAGAGAGCUCCUCCAGAAGCCAAGGCUGCCCAUGUUGCUCUGAGCAGCCAGCAAGGUGCAGACAUGGUAGUGACAACUAAGGAUAUGUGGACUAUGACCUCUAUGAAUGACAUAACCAAAGGCCUAAAAGCAGCUCUGGAGCGCAGAGAUGCCGAGGUACAAACUCUUCCAACCAUGGAAUGCAAAUCGGUGGCAACAAGCCCAGCAGCUGAAGCAGAAGGUCACUCACACGUGUUCCCAGAGGUGAACCUGGAGCAAGGCUCGGAGGCCCCCAAAUCUCCAGUUCGUGAAGUGAGAUGGGAUGAUGAAGGAAUGACAUGGGAAGUGUAUGGGGCAUCUGUGGAUCCGGAAGUCCUUGGGGUAGCCAUUCAAAAACAUCUCGAGUUUCAAAUAGAACAGUUCCAGACAGAGCCUGCUGAGAAAAGCAAUAAGGAGCCACCCCCUGAAAAAACUGGGAAAAAAAGGCCUUUCAGAACAAUGAUGCAUUCCCUGAGAUAUCCAAGCUGUUGUGCUCGCUCCAGUACUGCAGUGGAGUGAGCCCAGCUGUAGACUGUAGGAUUGCUGUGCUGCUUUUAAAUUGUACAUAAAUGCUGACUCUUAAGCGUUAACACAGUAUAUGUGGACAGCCCACAUCAGGAUGAGAGGGAAAACUUCAGUGAACAUCAAAUAUACAUUAAAGCAAGGAGAAGUCCAUGGCUGGACCAUAUAACAGAGAGCAUAAGAAUAUACUUAAAUAAUGCCAUCCAAAUGCUCUUGACUGUAUUUAAUGUAGCACUGAUUCCUUCUAUGUUAGUGUUAAACUGUAUUGUAAGGAAUGGAACUUCUUUUUUAAUGACACAUUUUUUUGAAAUAAUGAUAACUCUUUUCUGUAUUUUAAUAAUUUAGGGUUAGAAAACAAAGUUUAAAAUUAUGCUUUAAUCAAAGUUCUUAGCUUUCAAUCACACCCUUAAAUUGUUUUGGCAGCUGUUUUGCUGUUAAUUUAAUAAUCCUGAAUAUAAGCCCACUUUAACUGUAGAAAAAAUAACAAACUAGUGUAAUGUUCUAUGACAAAGAAUUGUAACUUUUUUCUACAUAACUGUGAAGUAAUUUUAGUGUUGCUAGUCUGAACUCUUCCCUUAGCAAGCUCAUGUACAGUUGGAGGACACUCCAUCAACUUUCCAAUUAGUUUGUAGUUAUGAUGAAUUACACUCUGAAUAUCAAGAACUUAUGUUUACCAAGUGAUUGACACAAAUGUACAGUGUUACAAAAUGUACAUGUUACAAAGAUGACUGAUGUAAUGUGAAUUGCUUACUGAGUGCUUGUUUUAGAGACCUGAGAUGGAAGCUGUUCAGAUUAGCCUAUGGCACCACCAUACCCUACAACUCACAAGCAGUUUCGGUUUGUUUAUAUUAAAAGCAAUUUCCAGUGAGUUCUUUUUAUGUGCAUCUAUCCUGAGCAGUGGUUAUUUGGCUCUUGCAUAAGCCACAGGGGACAGUUUGCACAUAACCUUUGCCUGUCUUGUGUUCCCUCUCUGGUCUGACGUCAGGCGUCUGCUGAAAGUGAGACCUUGUGUCUUCCCCAAAGGACAGUCCUAAGGUUAUUCUGAGUGCCUUGGUCAUUUGGGCAGCUUAAAGAUUUAUUUUCUUCUAGAAACAACUUCACAAACAAGUUUUCAGUGAGAAACCUGUUAUAGUGUAGUGCAGCCAACGUCCAGGGCCUGUUUGAAGUAAAAGAUUUGUCAAGGAAGCUGAGAAUUCUAUUUCUAGUGUCAUAUGUGCCUUUGGUGAAUGCCUCAGAUUGUUGGGGAAAUUAGAUGUGCAAUAUUUUUUUUUUUUUUGUGAGAGGGAAGAGAAACAUUAAUUUCUGUCUCAAAAGAAAAUUUGCAGUGUCUGAGAACUUACUGCUGUGCAAUUAUGGACUUCUCUUUACAUGUGUGUGGUUGUGCUUUAUUGGUUUGGUGUGUUUUUUUUUCCAGAAAAUUAGCAGACUGACACCUUAAUGUUCAUGUGACAUUUGCAUAUCAAGAGGAACCCCUGGUGAUUAGGAGAGCUUUAAACGUUCAUCUAUAAAAUCCUUAAAUGUAGGACCUCCUAGUUGGAAUGACCUGUGAUGCAUUAAUUUAAUGAUGUAGAGUGGUUCAAGAUCAUCUUUUCACUCCUGGACAAAGUGGAAUUUAAUAAGCUGGCUCCUGUGAAAUUCACCUUGCAUUCAGGAGGCUUCAUUCAGACCCUGGGACUUUGGCUUCAGAGAGGUCUGAGCUCAAAAUGAGUUUUAUACAAACCAAGUGUGAAGCCACUGGAAUAUAAUGCCUUACUCAGGAUGCCUCUAUAGCUGUGAACAUCUAAGUUCUGCUAAUGAUUCUGAAUGUUAAAAUUCCUUUUAUUGAAGCUUUAAUUGGAGUAAGGAAGUAAUGAGUAACUAAAUAAAAUUGCUCUGCUGUUAUUUAGAGUUUAGUUAAGCAGUUUCUAUACAGGCUUAUUUUAUGGUCCAGAAUAUUGAAUGUUAAUUUUUCCCAUUUCUUCAAACAUUACACUUUGAGAAUUUUAAGUACUAUAGUGUUCUAAAACCUUAUGCUGUCUGUUAGCUUGUCCUCACAUGUACAGGAGAAUUAAAGAUCUGAAGAGUCAAACUAAAGUUUUAAAAUAGCAAGAGUACCUUCCAAUACUUUAUAUCCAUACUUUAUUUGACAUAUGGAAAAACUGUAUUCUCCUUCCCACCCCUACCAUUCCUAGCACCUAUCCAAAAUAAAGCCCCCAGAUGUAGGGAGAUGAUAUAAAUAAGACCAGUAUCAAACUGGUCAGAAAGAGAGAUUUUGUAGAAGGAACUGGAAUAAUAUAGCAAAAUCCCUUGAACUCUUUGUCUCUUGUGCUAUAAAACCUGGAACAAUUCUUGUAUUUGAUACAGUUCUGGUGUCAGUUAUGGUUUAUGCAUUGGUAUGACUACAGUCCUGAAUAUGAUUAUCAUUCCUGAAUGAGAAAAAUAAAUUACAAGUAAAGGCAAA